Molecule: messenger RNA, 1071 nt
Organism: Arctia plantaginis
Lineage: Eukaryota; Metazoa; Arthropoda; Insecta; Lepidoptera; Erebidae
Source: the annotation of a GenBank genome assembly
AUGUCAGCUCACGAGCAAAUGAGGGCUAUGUUGGAUCAAUUGAUGGGCACUGCUCGCAAUGGUGAAACUGACAAGCAUGGAGUUAAAUUCUAUGAUGAUGCAGUGUGUAAAUCAUAUUUAUUGCAAUGUUGUCCACAUGAAAUACUAUCCUCCACGCGAAUGGAUUUAGGUGAGUGUCCAAAAAUACAUGAUCUGGCUCUACGUGCGGAUUAUGAAUUAGCAUCAAAAACCAAAGACUAUUUCUAUGACAUUGAUGCGACAGAACAUUUAGAGGCUUUUAUUGCCGACUGUGAUCGUCGGACUACAGCAGCUAAACAGCGUCUUGCUGAAACCCAAGAAGAGCUAUCAGCUGAAGUUACAGAGAAAGCGAAUGCCGUACAUGAGUUGGCCGAACAGAUUGGUCAAAAACUGGCCCGUGCUGAGGCACUUGGGGAGGAGGGUAUGGUGGAAGAGAGUGUCAAACUUAUGGGCGAGAUUGACGAAUUACGCAAAAAGAAAGCUCUGGCUGAACAAGAAUAUCGGAAUUCUAUGCCAGCGUCAUCAUAUCAGCAACAAAAGUUACGUGUUUGUGAAGUGUGUUCUGCAUAUCUCGGCAUACACGACAAUGACAGGCGGUUAGCUGAUCAUUUUGGCGGUAAACUUCAUCUGGGAUUUAUUACCAUUCGGGAGAAAUUAACGGAAUUAAAGAAAACUGUUGAUAAAAGGCGCGAGGAGCGUGGUGCUUCGGAACGUGAACGAAGCGGAGGUAGACGUCAUUAUGUAGGUGGGCGUGAACUGGAUCGUCGCGCUAGACGUCACCGUGAAUCCGCGAGAGACCGCGACCGCAACAAGGACUCGGAGCGAAACAAGGAGUCAGAACGUAGCAAGGAGGCGGACCGCUCUGACCGUGACAGGAAGGACAGGGAUCGCGACCGUGAACGCGAACGCGAAAGAAGGCGUAGCCGAUCACGCAGCCGAAGUAGACGUGAGGAGUCCAGCGAGAGGCCCCGCGGACGUGACAGGGAUCGAGACCGUGAGUCACGGACUCGUCGUAGUCGUUCAAAUCGUUCCAACUCUCGAGAACGCCGAUGA